AUGCUCAAUGUUGUCCUGUGGGCCGCGUACACUCUCUCGGGCUACUUGAUAACGUACACGCUCGGGCUAAUGCGCGAAUCCCCGUUCCACAACCCACUGUUCCCGCUGUGGGCGACUUUCUUGAUGAUCUUUCUUGGAAGCUCAAACUCUUUCUCUGCACAUAGUCUUGAGGACAACGAGCAGUGGAAGAAUUAUGCUUGUCAACACGUGGUCACGUUCAUAGGGUUACUAACAUUGUGGACACUCUAUCUGACCACCUUGCCGUCAAGGCUGGCGGUUUUCCUGCUCUAUUUCGUCAUCCUAGCGCUUAAGACCACAGAGAGAGCACUAUCGCUCGUGUCAGUAAGCGCAUUUGGCCGGGAUCGAAUGACAAAAUGGGUCGCGGAUCAUAUGUCAGUAAGCUCCAAGCAUCGUUGCCUGGAUCCCCGCGCCGAUCCCGAAACUAUGAAAGGAUACAAAUAUGUGGUGAAAGUGAGUCGGACCGUACUCGAGAAAGUCUUUGGUGAAGUCGCAGCACCAAAGGCAAAUUUUGAAACGGUCUCAGGAAAUUAUGAGGAGGAAGUCAUCACCAUAGAAAGGGUGUGGGAGUGCAAAGGGGCUCUUUUGAGCUCAAGCGGGGGAGACGGGGAUGGCAAGUUCAAGGAUAUUUGUCUCUCUUACGCGUUCUACCUGCUUCUCCGUUUGAAAUUUUUGAGCUACUCAUUGCCGGAAGAAGCUCAUCAGAAGGCGUGGCACUUGAUUCGAGAUGGAAUUCUUCAGAAAGAAAAUGGGUAUGAGAGAGCAUUUCGAAUCGCUGAAGUCGAGCUUACCUUUUUUCACGAUUUUUUCUACACCAAUUACCCCAUCAUUUUCCAAGCGCGCCUUUGGCAGCUGAAAGUGGUGGAGCUUUUGUGUUUGAUCACAGGCACCAUGGUAACAGUUGUAUUCCUGAUGCCCAAAACCACAAAGCCCCAAGAUGUUGUUGUCCAAUUGGUGACAUCCAGUGGGUGGAGGGUCGACGUUCUCGUGACUGCGGUCGUUCUCAUGGUAUUCAUAUGUGUUGAGCUUGUUCAGCUCUUUCUGAUGGCUAUCUCCGACUGGGCGAAAGUUGAAUGGCUUUGCAACUACGUGCAAAAGCAGUCGUGGCAAGGGAGCAAGCGCAUCGAGAAGCUGAUAGGACUAAUAUGCGGGGUACAUUUGAAGCCUUGGGAAAGGAAACUUCGCCAAUACUCUUUUCUCGAAUCGUACAAUCAGGUCCCUUCCAGAUUUCUCUACCAUUUCUGCAAAAUCAAUUUCGUCGAUGUCCAUGGGAGAGGUCAAAAACAAAGCGCUCCCGUUAGAUUGUCCGCUGAUGUGAAGAAGGCUGUGUUUGAUUCUCUGAUGAAGAGCAACAGGAAAUUGGCGAAUGGACAAACUUCUUUGAUGCUAAACAACAUGUCGGAUGAGCUAUCUUGGGCGUGUAGGCUCGAGACACAAACUGAAGUUAUAAUGGUUUGGCAUAUAACUACGAGCUUUCUUGAGUAUAAGCGGCCGUUGAAUCACGAUCCAAACUUCAACAUAGCGACUAACUUGUCCAAAUAUCUUGCCUAUUUGGUGGCAUUCGCCCCGAGAUUGUUACCUGAUCACCUUUAUGACACGGAGAACAUCUUCAACCAAGUCAUCCUUGAAUCGCGGGAAGAGCUUAAGAUGUGCAAGACAUAUGGAGAAAGAAUCCACAGACUGAAGGACAUCGGGGAAAUACCAGAAGAUACGGAAACACCAGAAAAUAUGGUUAUACAUCGGGGCGCCCGGUUGGGGGUUCAAUUGCUGAAAGAGAACCAGCGGCGCAUUUGGAAGAUCCUGGCCGAGUUUUGGGCCGAACUAAUAUUGUAUGUGGCUCCAUCAGACAAAGCAAAAGCGCACGUCGAGCACUUAGCAAAGGGAGGGGAGUUUGUGACUCAUUUGUGGGCUUUGGUCUCUCAUGCCGAAUAG
Eucalyptus grandis is the source of this 1950-nucleotide messenger RNA. RefSeq lists its product as uncharacterized. The record is from RefSeq and is a predicted model, not a curated record. NCBI's taxonomy places the organism in Eukaryota, Viridiplantae, Streptophyta, Magnoliopsida, Myrtales, Myrtaceae. The coding region runs from base 1 to 1950 and encodes 649 amino acids. The transcript has a single exon.